CUUGGCUACGUGAUCCACAUUUGAAUACCUGGAGCAGCUCUGAUUUUUAUCUAUUAACGUGGAACUAGGCUGCUCGCGCUGAAUGCUGUGAAGUUGGGCAUUAACUAGGCAAAAUUCUACAAUUUUACAAAAGAGAAAAGAUCUUCUAAGGAGAGCUAGACAUACAAAGUGCCAACCAAGACUUAAUUGAGCGACCUCGCGAAGUUUACAAGCAAAAGAAAUUUGCGCUCUGAGUCAAAAGAAUUAGACCUCUAAAAUCGCGUAAAGAGUGCGAGCUGUCGAAACAGGAUUUUACCAAACAAAUUCUCUAGUUGCCCUUUCUUCAAGGAUGGUAAACGCGCAGUUCAAACGGAAUACAAUCAUAACGACGGAUCGGUUACUCAUACGUCCAUUGCAGUUAGAGGAUGCGGACCAUAUAUUUGGCAUGAGGUUCGAUCGCGAUGCAUACAAGUGGACCAUGGCAGGUCAAUGGCAUGAGAAAUCGCAAGCAUUAGACUGGGUUGAGAGCGCUCUUGCAUCUGACGAUAAUUACAACUUCGUCGUAGAACUGCUCGCGCACGACAUGUCCUCUGGUCUUCAAGAUUCGAACCCAUCGGAUGCGAACAAGACUGCGGAGCCUGUGGUCAUAGGCUCAAUGGGCAUUAUGCCGCACCAUCAGCUUGGGUACAUGUUUUACAAGGAUUAUUGGGGUAAAGGGUAUGCCUCCGAGGCUUUGAAUGCGUUUGUGUCGAAAGCGUUUGAGGAGCUCCCAGAGGUAGAGAAAUUGACAGCGAAGGUGGAUUCCGAGAAUUAUGGCAGUCUUGGGGUGAUGAGGAAAUGUGGAUUCACGGAGGUUGCGCGGGUGCCUUACGUGAAUGCUACCAUGGGUGAUAGGACGGAGGUGCAAUUCGAAAUCGGUAGAACGAAAUAAGAAUUUCUUAGACUCUGGACAGCUGGCAUCUGAAUCAUAAGGUUCAGCUACGUCGAAUCUGAAGUUUUUUUUCCUCGAAA
Verruconis gallopava is the source of this 990-nucleotide messenger RNA. RefSeq lists its product as uncharacterized. Lineage: Eukaryota; Fungi; Ascomycota; Dothideomycetes; Venturiales; Sympoventuriaceae. Bases 329 to 910 code for a protein of 193 amino acids. The record is from RefSeq and is a predicted model, not a curated record. The transcript is spliced from 2 exons. Gene Ontology annotation, molecular function: acyltransferase activity, transferring groups other than amino-acyl groups.